Molecule: messenger RNA, 537 nt
Organism: Dioszegia hungarica
Lineage: Eukaryota; Fungi; Basidiomycota; Tremellomycetes; Tremellales; Bulleribasidiaceae
Product: acyl-CoA N-acyltransferase
Exons: 6
Coding region: 1-537 (178 amino acids)
Biological process (GO): UDP-N-acetylglucosamine biosynthetic process
Cellular component (GO): endoplasmic reticulum; Golgi apparatus; endoplasmic reticulum-Golgi intermediate compartment
Molecular function (GO): monosaccharide binding; glucosamine 6-phosphate N-acetyltransferase activity
Source: RefSeq, a predicted model, not a curated record
AUGAGCGGCGCCGAUGACCUGCUAUUCGAUCCCUCUCUCAUACCCGCUUCCUGCUCGGAGUCUCUAGGUUCGGAUCUGGAGCUCCGACCGCUUCGAGCCUCUGAUGGCGACCGCGGCCAUCUCGAGCUUUUGACAGUACUGACGGUAGCUCCCAAGCUGUCAUCGCAAUCAUAUGCGGACACCUUCAACCACCUCAGAUCCUGCCCCAACACCUAUUUCACGAUUGUCAUCAUCGUUUCAUGCGGCUCUAUCAUCAUUGAGCGCAAGUUCGUCCGCAGUUCGGGCCUUGUCGGUCAUAUCGAAGACAUCGCGGUGUCAAAGUCCAUGCAGGGCAGGAAGCUGGGACUGAAGAUCAUCAAUACGCUGGAGGAGGUCGGGAGGGGGCAAGGGGUGUACAAGAUCAUCCUGGACUGUAGCAAGGAGAACAUACCUUUCUACGAGAAAUGCGGGUUCAAGCACAAGGAGUACGAGAUGGUACGGUAUAUCGAGGCUGCGCCUUCGGGAUCGAGCAAGCCGUCGUCUCCGGCGAAGCUCUGA